AUGAUGGCAGGCAAUUCAGAUCCUCCUGAUAAAAAGUGUCGUUAUUGUGGAAAAUUAGUUUCAACAAAUGAUAUUAAAUGCAUAAAUCCAAAGUGCGAUAUUACAAUUCAUAUAAAGUGUGCAGAUGCGAUUUUAAGAGUUGUUGAUUUUGAUAAAAACUGUUUCCGUUGCCGAAAGUGUCUUGAGGAAUAUAAUUGUGAAUUGAAAUCUAAAGGAAAAUGUGAGUCCAACAGCGAUACAAUGCUAUUAAAUAAAGAAAUUGAAUGUUUGACUAGAGAAAAACAAAUAUUAGAAAAGUAUGUAAAUGAACUAGAAUAUUUAAAUGCCAUCCUAAAAUCAAAAGUUCCUGUAAGUGCUACUUCAUUAUCACAAACCAGUUCUUUUUUGCCGCAAAGUGAUAAGAAUGUAAAAAGUUACUCAGCUGCUGCCAAAAUAAAGGUAAAUUCCGAUUCGGUGUUAUUGGUCAGGUCAAUGAACCAAAAUAUUAAAAAUAUACAGGUGGAAGCAGAUAUUAAAUCCAAGGUGAAUCCUCGUGCUGCAAAUGCGAAUGUGGUAGGGACAAAGCUUAUCAAGAAUGGUAUUCUUAUAAAUUGUAGUGAUUCUGCAUCUCUAGAUAAUUUAAAAAAAUGUAUUAACUCUAAAGUAGGAAAAGCAUACACCGUUACUGAACCAAAGAAGUUUAAGCCAAGACUUAUGAUUCAUAAUGUAAGUUCAUCAUCUGUGGAGCAACCAAAUUUAAUAAAUGAAAUUAUAGAAGCCAAUCAACUAAAUGUGACUACAAAUGAUUUAAAAAUUAUCACCAAAAUGAAGUAUAAGGAUGUCUUUAAUGUGGUACUAGAGACAUCAGCUGAACUCUUUCAUGAUAUCACUAACAAAGGUUUUCUUUAUGUAGGCUGGGUUAAAUGUUAUGUUAAAGAACACUUUAGCUUAACGAAAUGUUUUAAAUGUUGCAAAUUUGGUCAUCACAAAACAGACUGUCACAGUGAAAUUACAUGUCCCAAAUGCUCCGGUCCUCACGAAAAAAAUGCUUGUACAUCUGAAUCGUUGUGUUGUAACAAUUGUAAAUUAUUUAAUUCUAGGUUUAAGUUAAACGUUAGCACUGAUCAUUCCACAAACAGCCCUAACUGUAGUUACUUAUUAAACAGAAUAGAUAAUCUUAAAUCUAGGACUGAUUAUGGCUAG
Psylliodes chrysocephalus is the source of this 1182-nucleotide messenger RNA. The record is from the annotation of a GenBank genome assembly. Lineage: Eukaryota; Metazoa; Arthropoda; Insecta; Coleoptera; Chrysomelidae.